AUGGACACCGAACUACAACAACUUGAUGAGCUGGUUAAACGUAUGUUUUUCUUAUUUAGUUUUUGUUACAUUUUUAUUUUAGCUGACAGGAGCUUUAAUGAGAAACUUUAUAUUCUUUUAGAAAACGACUCUUUGAAAGAACUGGCAGAAGAAGACCGUUCACGGCUGAUAGAAGAGUACGAAAGCACGUUAGACUCUCUUGUGAGUAGCGUUGUCCCUGUAACUUCGAUGGACGUUCUGUCUAGGUGUCAGCUCGAGUUCACGAGUGGUGCUGGUGGUGUUGAAUCCAUGUAUUUCGCAGAAGAAGUCCUGAAUAUGUACAGUAACUUGGCGACGAAUAAAGGAUGGAAUUGGUUACCGUACGAAGUGGAAGCGGGGCCUCAAGGUGGUAUAAGAUCAGCCAUCGUGUCGUUGGAAGGAGAUGGAGUCUACUCUUCUUUGCAGUUUGAAUCUGGAGUUCACCGAGUUCAGAGAGUGCCGAAAACUGACCCUACCAGGAUGCAUACCUCUACUAUGAGUUUGGCUGUCCUACCAGUACCAGAAGAGGUAACAAUAUUAUUUCUGUUACAAUAUGUGGCAGUAAAUAUGUUAUUUUAAUAGGGGUAACAGUGAAUCUUUUUGUCGUUAAUGCCAAGUUUAUUGUACGAUUUUAGGCUCAAGUCAACGUAAUCUCAUCGGACUGUAAACUGGAAACUAUGAGAGCCUCAGGACCUGGAGGUCAGAACGUGAACAAACGAUCAAGUGCCGUCAGAAUCACACACAUUCCCUCAGGCAUUGUGGUGCAUUGUAUGGAAGAACGAUUCCAGCAUUUGAAUAUGCAAGUAAGUUGAUUUACCGAGUCAAGAAUAGUCUUCUAUGGCAUGUUUUGACUUUAUUAACUUUUGUCUGCUUAGAAGGCGUAUCAACGUCUCGGUGCCAUCCUGAUGAGUCAAAAGGUUGACGAACUACAAUCCAAGCUCUCGAGUAGUCGGAAGCUGCAAGUUGGAAGUCGAGCAAGAUCCGAAAAGGUGAGGACCUUCAACUUUCAACACGAUCGGAUAACUGAUCAUCGCUUGAAGGAGACGGUCACCAACAUCCAGGACUUUAUGAGUGGGGGAGACAAGUUACGGUACUUUAUCGACGAGUUGAAACGACUGAAUAUGUUGGAACGGUUGGUAGAGCAGAUUGACACAGAAUGUGAUGAACAACAGGAAGCAACAUGA
Messenger RNA from Bursaphelenchus okinawaensis, 1202 nucleotides. NCBI's taxonomy places the organism in Eukaryota, Metazoa, Nematoda, Chromadorea, Rhabditida, Aphelenchoididae. The record is from the annotation of a GenBank genome assembly.